Messenger RNA from Pocillopora damicornis (cauliflower coral), 748 nucleotides. RefSeq names its product synaptotagmin-10. Gene Ontology annotation, cellular component: membrane. Gene Ontology annotation, biological process: exocytosis. Lineage: Eukaryota; Metazoa; Cnidaria; Anthozoa; Scleractinia; Pocilloporidae. Gene Ontology annotation, molecular function: neurexin family protein binding. The record is from RefSeq and is a predicted model, not a curated record.
GUGCAAUUUCUGGAACUAGUUUUCAAUAUGAAACUGAGGUUAUUAGUGGUACGUUGUUUCCAGAAUUUGAAGAAACAUUUGAAUUCACUGUUCCGCCUGAGGAGUUUUCGUCGAGGGCUGUGCUGUUUCACAUUUUCGACAAGGAAACUGUUGGUAGCAACAAUUCACUUGGACAAGUCAACAUAGAGCUCAAGUACUUAGACUUGGAUGAGCCAAUCAGAAAACGAUACCCUCUAGCUGAUCUGAAAAAUGAAUCUUACAAGAGAGCAGAAUGGGCACAGAAUGCCGUAGCUCAGGAGUUCAGGGAGGCCAUGUACGCGCAUGCGUUGUACAGACAUCCCAUUUUCUUGCGUGGUAUCGAAACUAAAGGGCGGAAGUUGUACUCAUUGAGCAGUCGCAGCGCCGGUUCAUCCUCCAAAGUGUUCCUGGUCAAUGGUAUACCCGGUUAAACUAACCGUCGUUCUUCUUGGAAGACUUUUUUAUGACCUAUCAAAGAACUAAGAAGCUUUAACAUCCUUACUUGCAAACGCACAUACAUGUCCUAUCAAUGGCCUUAUCUAGAUACUCCUGUAGCUAAACUCAGUUGCUUUUGAGCUGAAUUGUUCGGAGCACUUUUCGAGUACGUUAUUUUCGCGCGUGGAAAAAGGCAAACUGUAUGUAAAUAGCGAUAUGGACAUGUAGGUACCUUGAAAUUUUAUUAUCGCUUCGGUAAGUUGUUUUCAGGACUUUGAAUAGUUAAAUUCCGUCC